UUCCUGGUUUCCCAUGAUGCACUGCGUGUCAGUGACGCGAUCCACACGCUGCGCUUCUCCGUGUUUGUCCGGGUCAGGACUGUCACCGUGUCUAUAUCAUUAACCCCUCACUGAUUAGCGGAGGCCUUACGCGCUCUCUACAUUCACUUAUCUCCCGGUAAACGCGCGGCUGUAGCUCGGUACCGUUAGUAACCCGCGAGAUGUUGUUGUCCGCCGUGCCGAAGCGUUUGCUCAUGCGCAGGUCACGCAGCCUGUCACCCUGUCGCGCGCUCCACACCGAGCCCGGUGGAUCCUCCGCGCGCCGCCACAACCUGCACGAACCUGAAACGCCAGUGAGGAGCAAUCCGGUGAUUUUCGCGUCUCGCGCGUCCAGGAAGUGUACGCUACUGAGGGAGCGCGAGGAAGCGUGUAGCAGCAAUGGUAACCUUCACGCACAGUACAUGCAGCUGGCCAGCAGGUGGCGCACGAGCCUGGAGAGUCGUAGGGGCUCGUGGGCGGCGCUGGUCAGUGCAGGACAUACCGGGACUUACUGGGAGGAGACGGGGGGGCAGAGCACCGGGGGGCAGAGCACCGGGGGGCAGAGCACCGGGGGGCAGAGCACCGGGGGGCAGAGCACCGGGGCCGCGGGGUGGAGAGGAGCAGCUUCAGCAGGAGUACUGUCCACCGCUGCCCUGGCCUUCUGCUUCAACAGAGACAACCACAACAACCCUGGUGAAGCUCUUCUGGAUGCAGCCAGAUCCAACAACGCAGAGGAGGUGAAAAGGUUGCUGGCAGAUGGAGUUGAUCCAAACACUCGUCACCAUCUUGGCUGGACCGCGCUCAUGGUCGCCUCCAUGAACAGACAGCACAAUUUGGUGAAGGUUCUGUUGGAGUCCGGUGCUGAUCCGAACCUCGGAGACGACUUCAGCAAUGUUUAUGGAACCGCACGGGAUAAAGGCAUACACUCACUGGAGGUGCUGGUGAUGAGGGAGGAUGAGUUCAGUAAUCGUCUCAGCACUCGGGCCAGUUUCCGUGGUUGCACAUCGCUUCAUUACGCUGUACUCGCUGAUGACCUCCGCACUGUGCGCAUGCUCCUUGAUGCAGGUGCGAACCCCCUGCAGGUGAACGAGCUGGGACACACUCCACUGUCCUAUGCUAAGGAGGGAGAGAUGCGCACAUUGCUGAAGGAGUGUGAGGGAAAGUUUAUGGAAGAACAGAAGCAGAGGGAGGUGGAAGAAAGGAGGAGGUUUCCUCUGGAGCACAGACUAAAGGAGCAUAUUAUCGGCCAGGAGGGGGCCAUCACUACUGUCGCCUCAGCAAUCAGGAGGAAGGAGAAUGGCUGGUAUGAUGAAGAACAUCCACUGGUCUUCCUCUUCCUUGGCUCUUCAGGAAUUGGUAAAACAGAGUUGGCUAAGCAGGUGGCUCGUUACAUGCACAAAGACAUCAAAAAGGGUUUCAUCAGAAUGGACAUGUCUGAGUUCCAGGAGAAACACGAGGUGGCUAAAUUUAUCGGUUCUCCACCGGGGUACGUGGGUCAUGAGGAAGGAGGUCAGCUCACUAAACAGCUGAGGCAGUGUCCGAAUGCUGUGGUGCUCUUCGAUGAGGUGGAUAAAGCACAUCCUGACGUCCUCACCAUCAUGCUGCAGCUCUUUGAUGAGGGACGUCUGACAGACGGGAAAGGAAAAACCAUUGAAUGCAAGGACGCCAUUUUCAUCAUGACCUCCAAUGUGGCAAGCGAUGAAAUUGCCCAGCAUGCACUGCAGCUCAGACAGGAAGCUCGGGAGCAGAGUCGCCACCGUCUGGCAGACAAUCUGGAUGGAGUUCAGCAUAGUGAGAAGAUUACCAUCUCUAAGACGUUUAAAGAGGACGUGAUUCGGCCUAUACUGAAGGCCCAGUUCAGACGCGACGAGUUUCUGGGACGGAUUAACGAAAUUGUUUACUUUCUGCCUUUCUGCCACUCUGAGCUCAUUCAGCUCAUCAACAAAGAGCUCAACUACUGGGCCAAAAAGGCCAAACAGAGGCACGACAUCACCCUGUUGUGGGAGCGAGCUGUGCUAGAGCUGCUGACUCGAGGAUACAACCUCCACUACGGUGCUCGCUCCAUCAAGCAUGAGGUGGAGCGUCGAGUGGUGAACCAAUUAGCUGCAGCGUAUGAGCAGGACCUCCUCCCUAAAGGCUGCACACUCCGCCUCACUGUGGAUGGAGAACUGGGAGACGAGGAGGAAGGACGAGUGAGUCCUUCUCUCCGCCUGGAGCUAGUGGAUAAAGACAGUAAAACACGAAAGCUGGAAAUCCAUCCACCGCUAAACCCAGAGCAGGUGGCGUACGCACACUAACUCGCUCCUAAACACCCCUGCUAACUUCCUGCUAAACACCUGCUAACCUCUUGUUAAACACCAGCUAACUUCCUGCUUAUCUCCUGAGUGGUUCUGCUGUGACGUCAUUACUCCUGGUGAAGGGACUCUUUAUGGGGGGUGCACCAACACCCUGGACAUUAAAUACACUGAUUCUCAAGGUUCUGUUCAGAAGGUCAAAGAACUGCUCCCGUGUUAUCAUUUUUCAAAAAAGAGGAAAUUCUAUACGACUGAUAGAGCACCGAUUCAGCCUUUGGGUUGUUGAUCAGAAGGUUCCAUCCCAACACCGCUGAUCUGUCCUUAACCUUCAUCAUCUGUAUGUUACUGUGGACACAACCACGCACCAAAUAAAUAAAAUGUCAAUAUUAUUUAGGAAUAAAAUAUUUACAACUGAAAAAUCAUAUUUGUGUGUUAAUAAUAUUAAUGUUCAGCCAAUAAAAACACAGUUUUGACUUUCAUUAUAAUCUUUUUUUGUAACUGAUGAUGUAAACAGGUUUUGGUAAAAUAGUAAAAUAUCUCUGUGCUCACAGUUUCAGGACGUGAUAAAAAUAAAGUUCUGGGUUUCCAUCAUGA
This is a messenger RNA of Pangasianodon hypophthalmus (striped catfish), 2906 nucleotides long. RefSeq names its product caseinolytic mitochondrial matrix peptidase chaperone subunit B (gene clpb). Gene Ontology annotation, cellular component: mitochondrion; cytoplasm. NCBI's taxonomy places the organism in Eukaryota, Metazoa, Chordata, Actinopteri, Siluriformes, Pangasiidae. Bases 201 to 2315 code for a protein of 704 amino acids. Gene Ontology annotation, biological process: cellular response to heat. The transcript has 16 exons. The record is from RefSeq and is a predicted model, not a curated record. Gene Ontology annotation, molecular function: protein binding; ATP binding; ATP hydrolysis activity.